Molecule: messenger RNA, 1791 nt
Organism: Acaulospora morrowiae
Lineage: Eukaryota; Fungi; Glomeromycota; Glomeromycetes; Diversisporales; Acaulosporaceae
Source: the annotation of a GenBank genome assembly
AUGACCAGUUAUUUGCGUAGUCUUCUAGGGGCUACAAAAUUGGUAUUUCAGAAAUCCCCCAAAAAGGUUCUUCCACCUAUAAGCGACACUGAACUGCGUCAGACGGCCUUACAGGUUUACGGUGUGAAGUAUGUCUCGAAAGAAAAUAACCAUUCUUUUACCCGACUGGCUUUGCUUGGAGAUAGUCUUUUGGGUUAUCAUGUGGCACACCAUUUGCACGAAAAAUUCCCUUAUUAUAGUAAUGGGCAACUUUCGGCUUGUCGAUCCAUGCUUGUUUGCAGUUACCAGCUGAGCUCUUUUGCUGUCGAAUGGGGUCUUGAUCGGAUGACUAAUGUUGACUUGAAAGCAGCAAAAACGAACAAAAGAAUACUAGGCGAAGCUCUCGAAGCAUAUAUUGGCGCAUACUAUCUCGAUGCGUGCACGUUGUAUGGAGACAAUUAUGGCCACACGAAGGUGAGAGAAUUAUGUAUCGAGCUGGUUGAUCCUUUGCUCGAACAAAUGAUGAAAACGUGGAAAAUUGCAUAUCUAAUUAGGAACAUCUUAUACAUUCGCCUUAACGAAGCAGUUCAGGAGAAGAAGCUACAGUUACGUCUCCAGAGAAUUAAAGGAGGGACUCAAGUUGAGAUUUCGAAAAACUCAAAAGUCAAUAAUGACAAAGGUGCAAAGAAAGCAAAGGCUGUUAUGAACCAACAGAAAGAGAAGCCAAAUGUUAAAGAAUCCAAAAAAUCACAGAAGCUAACCGGACAAAUAGUGCCGACUAAAAAAGAAACGAUUAUUAUAAAAUCAUCUGGUUCAGGCGCUAAGUUAACGGAUUCAGGAAAAUCUACAAAGAUCACGUCAAACCCCACACAAGAAGCCUCUCAUCCGUCCCACGUCCUUGGAGCAGUGCAACUUACUCAGAAGGGUACAAAUGUUAUAAAGCAAGCCAAGGUUAAAAAAAAUGCCAAAGUUCAAACUGAAACAAAUGAGCAGAACAAAGUCGCACCUACAAAGUCGAAAGAAUCAACAAAGUCCAGUAAAUUGGCACCUACCGCGAAUUUGGAAAAAUCAAGAGAAACAGAUAGUUCAAAGAGAAAUGAAGAUUCACUGAUAAAACCUCAAACGGCCAAGAAUGAAUCACCAAAGCCUUCUCGUGUGGUAACUAACAAAACAUUAAGGCCCACUGUUAAAAUCACGCAACACGUGUUAUAUGCACCGCCACCUGAAAGGAUUAAUCCUUCGAAAGUAAAAAUCACUACGACAAAGUCACCUCAAGGAGUCUCAACUGGUGUGACAAGUAAACGUAGAAACCCUCAUUUGCCAAAUCAAAUAGAACAUCCCAUACAAUCAUUCGAUGUUCCAUUUGCAACCUUUGCUACUGAUUUCAAAGAGCUUUCUGCCUCCUUACCCACGGUCACGGCAGCUACGAAUCCGAAUGUUGGAUGGAAAGAUAGUAUAGCUGCACAUUUUACAGUUAAAAAACCUCGCCUUAAUAUACCAACAACGUUAAAUUCCAAAUUAUCUAAAAUUACCCCCAACGUUCAGAGCAUAAGUAAGAAAUUACGUUCGCCCAAUGUUAUUCAGGCCUCUCAACAAAAGAAAACUAAAGAAGUCAGCAAACAACUUUCAAACACCAAACAAGUUGCCAAACUCGUCGUUGGGCAAGGUCUAGUGAAACAGGUAUUUACAAAAGUUUCAGGUGCCGUUAUAAGAUCCUCGGAGAAUCGGGAACGUAAUUUGAGAAGGAGACAGGAAGAUCUAAGCAAAUUAUCUAUCCAAGAAUUGUUAAGAAGAAUUAGAAAACUUGAAUGA